AUGCCCAAGAGAACGGAGGCACAGCGAGGAGAUGAUGCAAAACGACAAUGCGGUAGCAAAGGCAAAGGAGAGCCACCCGCUUGGGCAGACAACCGUACCAAUCUAUGUGACUCUCUCGGCUGGUUCAGGUCUCUCCAAGGAGGUUCGUACCAGGUGAAUAAGAUGUGUCUUGGUUUUCUCCUCGACAGAGACACUGGGCCGAGGACAUAUAUCGACGAUGAGAUAGUCAUUACACGAGUGGGCGGCGGUUGCGUUUUGGACGUGAAUGGAAAUCUGACGCAGCGUAAAGACCAAGACGAGACAACCCGGUCUGUCAAUUCACUGUUAGCUAGUAAAAGAGCAGGAAUUGCUGUAGGUCUAAUCAUCGGAAACAAAAAUGAAUCUAUUCGGAGAAAACUCCCUCACAGGUAUAACGUCAUGGCCUGGUUUCGUGUCAUCGACGUUUGGUUUGAAAGUUUCAAUGGUAAGAUUGGUGCUCGCGUUUGUUUCCAGAAACUUGACUUGGAAGAACCAAGCUGGUGGGCUCUCAAAGGGACCGAGGAUCCUCUCCCUCUGAGAGAAAGGAAUUGUCCUUCUCCGCACAGCGAACCCUGUGGCACUUGCUACCUUUUUAGCAAGCAAAUAUAUGACCAAAGCUGGAUGUGCCUGCAACCAGAAUGUUCUGCAUUUUGGAAGCUAAAAAAUGGGGAAUCUCCCCAGCUACUCAGAUACGAUGCCAGUUUUCUAUCUUCCCGUGAACCGUUUGAUGAGCAAAUCCAGCCCGAAACUAGCCUGGUUCCUGAUAUUCUUUCCAGUCUAUCCCAAUGCCCGGACGCUUCAACGCAGAAGAUUGCCUGGCGAGGUGUUAUUUGUCCAGAGUGUCAUAAAUGCGUAUCCCGAGGAUACUGGAAUGGGUGGGUCUGUGCUGAUUCAUUUAGUAUUAAUCUUCAAGACCCAAACCAAUGCCAGUGGAAGUUGAUUAUGAAGAUACCUCCAAUCUCACUCCGAUGUGUUAUCUCAGAUUUCGAAAUAGGAGUAUGCAAACGAGCAAUUCGCCUCGAAGAUCAACUUAUACGGCCGAUAACUUACUUCACGCGUCCGUAUCAAAGAUUCACAUACACCAUAGGGAAGAUUGGUACCAUCGUUCAUUUCAGUGCCAACCGAGCGACGUUGGGUAGGCCAAAUGGGCCUAAUGAGCUUUAUGAAAGGCUCCAAAAGGUAGAUCUAGGCCUUCGUCGUUACCCACUGCAGAAGUGUGUGGGAACUCUGACAGCACACUUUGCUGUCAAUUUCGGUAUGCCAUAUAAAUAUGUUGUCUCCGUCGACUCGAAGAGUUUCAGCGAAGCGCCUUCCGAAAUCAUGUACGCUCUAGGACGCCUUUCCUGGGCAACCAAACAAGCCGUCGGCUCGAAGGCUCUUACUCCUAACGAGUUGUUGACCCUCGGAUAUUUUGAAAAAAUGGCAAUAGGGUUUCAUGACGAUGGCGAAUAUUCCUUGGGUCCAACUAUCGCGACGUUGUCUCUUGGUGCAAAAGCGACCAUGAAAAUCCGUCUCAAGGACGAGUAUUUUCGAGGAUGCCGCCGACGUGCCCAGAAGCCCAUCACAGACGACGUUGUUCUUCCAGGUUGUUACAAGCCCGAAGAACGUCUGAAACUCCAAGAACAACACCAACGAGGCGAGCUAACAACGGCCGAGUAUGACAAACGCCGCAUGGAGUUGGCAAGAGCGGUCACCAGGCGAGAAGGGGAAAUUUUGAUCUGCCUCGAACUGCAUCAUGGAGAUAUGGUCGUCAUGCACGGUUCCUUACUCCAGAAGUAUUACGAGCAUUCUGUUAGUUCUGAGGAUAAACUCCGCUUUGCACUAACAUCUCGCUACAUUAACCCAGACGCGGUACCCGAGACCGAACACUACAAAGGGCACUUCGUUCUGAAACCGGAUCAGAUUUAUGAUGGACAAUGA
Talaromyces proteolyticus is the source of this 1938-nucleotide messenger RNA. RefSeq names its product 2OG-Fe(II) oxygenase superfamily-domain-containing protein. The transcript is spliced from 8 exons. Gene Ontology annotation, biological process: DNA repair. Lineage: Eukaryota; Fungi; Ascomycota; Eurotiomycetes; Eurotiales; Trichocomaceae. The coding region runs from base 1 to 1938 and encodes 645 amino acids. The record is from RefSeq and is a predicted model, not a curated record.